Messenger RNA from Pecten maximus, 5362 nucleotides. Its product is annotated as TIMELESS-interacting protein-like. The record is from RefSeq and is a predicted model, not a curated record. The coding region runs from base 321 to 1829 and encodes 502 amino acids. Gene Ontology annotation, molecular function: DNA binding. NCBI's taxonomy places the organism in Eukaryota, Metazoa, Mollusca, Bivalvia, Pectinida, Pectinidae. The transcript is spliced from 9 exons. Gene Ontology annotation, cellular component: nucleus; replication fork protection complex. Gene Ontology annotation, biological process: DNA damage response; replication fork processing; replication fork arrest.
UAAUGAAUUGUGGGAAAUAAAACGCAUUCUAGGCUAUCACUAUAAGUUGUACAAUUAUUUCUAUGACUUUAUCUUUAAUACAUUCACUAUGUAUACUCACUAGUUUCGAACAUAUCUAAGGGAUAAAUUACUGGAGAAGAUCAACAAUAAUACUGACAGGAUAUAAAUCAGUGUGAUUUUUUUUCUACUUUCACUUUCAUUUAUUAGCUCUACAUCCGACAUAUUACAACUUCCGGUGAAGUUACCGCGAAAAUCAACAUUGAAGUUAUAGAACUGAGAGAAAAGCACACAGACAACAGUGUAAUAUUUCUAGUGCAAAUAUGGAGACAGUUGAUCUGAACAUGGAGGAUAUUUUUGAGGACCAUGGAGAUGAUUUUCCUACUGUGGGUCCUUUGCCAGACCUUCCAGAAGAAGAUGGGAGUGUAGCUCACCAAGAUAAUGAGAACGAGGAUGAUGCAGAAAAUAGUGAAAUUCUUUCAAAGCUGAAAGAUUUAUCAAAAGGAGCAGCUAAAAAAGUGGUUCGGAAGCCAAUUCCAAAACUGGAUGCUACAAGAUUGUGUGGUGAAAGGGGAAUACCUAUCCUUCCCAAAACAUUCCAGGGUAUCAAGUUCAAGGGCAAAGGUCAUGAGGCAAAAGACUUAGGGGUGAUCAUGAGGUACCUUGAACACUGGGCACACAGGCUGUUUCCUAAAAUGCCAUUUGAUGAAGUUUUGGAAAGGAUAGAGAGACUGGGUACCAAAAAGGAAGUACAGUCCUGUAUAAAGAGGAUGAGACUUGACAUGCCCAUACUUUCAAGUGACUUUGUUCCGGAGGCUGAUAAUGAGGAUGAAGAUGAACUGACCAAUGGAACAAACCAAAAUGGCGGAACACAGCCUGGUGUGAAUCGAGAUGCUGAGGAGGUUUGGGAUGAAAUGAUCCGUGAGGAAGAAGAAGCAAUGAAUCGGAUACCUACACCAGUGAAGACAUCACAUCUCAGGACAGCUCUCUCCCAGCCAGACACGCCCACUUCCUACUCUACCGACAGCAGCCACACCCCCUCCACACCCACUACUCCACACACACCCGUUAACAAUGUCAGCAGUAGUCUGGCCAUGGGCCUCACUCCUGAACAGGUUGAGAGGAUGGAGAGAAAUAAAAGACAAGCAAUGGAAAAACGCAACAAAGGAAAAGCUGUAUUUAAAGUUCCAGCCACACCCACAUCUACCCAUGGGUCACCUCUUAGUCAAACAAAGACCACACCUCCUGGAACAGUAUCAAACUCACUGGAAAACGGGAUGUCGGCAACUUCCACAGACAGUGAUGCAAUGAGUGAAGUCAUCUUACAGCAAGACAGAGAAAAAUCAGUCAAAAGCAAUGUCGCGCCGCUCACAGGAAAAUCAGUCGAGGCCGGCAGUGUCACGCCACUCACAGGAAAAUCAGUCGAGGACAGCAACGUCACGCCACUGGCAUCAAACUCAGUCGAGGACAGCAACGUCACGCCCCUGGCAUCAAACUCAGUCGAGGACAGCAAUGUCGCACCACUCGUAUCAAAAUCAGUUGAGGACAGCAAUGUCGCACCACUUGCAACAAAAUCAGUCGAGGACAGCAAUGUCACACAAUUUACAGAAAAAAUGGAUGAGGAUAGUAACAUUACACCACCCACUAACAGCUCCAAUAGUGAUUCUCAGAUGAGUGAGGUGUUCCCUGUUAUAGACAAAGUAAAGCAGGGUAGCAGCACAUAUGACUCUAGUCAGGAAAUGAGUGAAGUUAUUCCCCUUGUUAGCAAUUUAAGGGGAGAUAAUUCUGGUGACUGCAGCCCAUCCAAAAUGAGGAAGAUAGACAGUGUAUAAACAGUUUUAUGAAAUUUAUUGUAACAAUGUACUGAAUUUAAUAUAUUUAUUGUUUUAUGUUUAUAUUUGUGCCCUUAACUUUCAGCAGCUUUGCAGAGUCUGUAGUUGGAAAAUUUUGAAGACCUUUCAGGUUUAGGAAAAUCCCAAAGGCCAGUCACAUUUCCUGUGUCUAUACUUUAAUAGUCAUUGUUUGUCUCUCCCGGUGAUGAAGAUGAAGCAAAUCAUUAAAUGUGGCUGAUGUGAGACUAAUGUUUCUCACAUUGUGGCUCAAUAUUCACUUCUCACGGCAAAUCAUGCUAGAUUCCAUAUCCUUUCACUAUUGGAAUUAUUCCAUGUAGAUGUAUUGGUUCAUCAUCAUCAUAAUAAAAUCGUUUAUAUAGCAUUUACUAGAAUACUCAGGUAAGUGGUAUUCAUGGAUAUUUCUUCAAUCUUCAUUACCAAUGGUCUAUCAGACCAUACUUUAUACUGUACAUGUAAAUAAUAAAUACUUGGAUUUUUGUUUAUUGUCAUCAGAUGGAUAUUUAUCUACAUGAGAUUGAUGUCCUGUAUCCCUAGUCCUACCUAACAUCCAAUAUAUGAUAAAAACUAUGAUGAUCUACAUGUAUUUACAGUAUAUAUAACAAGAUGGAAAUAUAUAACUUAGCAACACAAAUGACGAAGGAAGACAACUUUUUGACUUGUGUUCUGACCGGGCCAAGAUUUUAAUAUGUAUUUAUACUUGUAUAAGACCCUUCUCAUUGUGUAAAGUUCAGAUUUGGGGAGGACCUAUUUGUGAACCAUUAUAUGAUUAAUGAUGUAAAACUGAGGAUUCUUGCAAGGGCUUAUUAAAUAAAGUAACUACAAAUGCUUAACUUAGUAGAGUUUGGUUCCCAGCUGAAUACGUUUUGAUCAACAUAUUGACUUGAAGUUAAAGAAUGUUUAAAAUGAACCAUAGGUUUCCCUUUUAAGAUGUCUAUAUUUCACCAUGUAAUUUUAUCAGCAAAGAAAAAAAAAUUAAUCAGAUGAAAAUAAAGACUUUAACUCACAGUAGGAAUUCUUAUUGCAGGAAUGUUCUGUUUCUAAAGUCGUUUGAGUGCUAAACUAUUUAUAGAUGACACAAAGUCUAGAUUAAGAACACCUGCCAUGCGGUGUGGGGAGAGUGACAAAGUCUAGAUUAAGAACACCUGCCAUGUGGUGUGAGUAGAGUGACAAAGUCUAGAUUAAGAACACCUGCCAUGCGGUGUGAGGAGAGUGACAAAGUCUAGAUUAAGAACACCUGCCAUGCGGUGUGGGGAGAGUGACAAAGUCUAGAUUAAGAACACCUACAAUGCGGUGUGAGGAGAGUGCAUUUUUGCUCUCCAAAUACCCAUCUAUUGUUUAUUCUUUAUUUGUUUCUUUGGUCUAUCACUCACGAUCAGCCAGGGUAAUUGUUACGCGAGGUCCAUAGGUUACAUUACUCUGAUAACUGCUAUAGGCUUCAUUGCUUCAAUAACUACUAUAGGUUUUACCAUUUCAUUAGCUGCUCUAGGUUUCACCACUCUCAUAACUGCUAUAGGUUUCACCAUUCCAAUAACUACUAUAGGUUUCAUUACUUCAGUAACUGCUAUAGGUUUCACCAUUCCAAUAACUGCUAUAGGUUUCACCACUCCAAUAACUGCUAUAGGUUUCACCACUUCAAUAAGUACUAUAGGCUUCACCAUUUCAAUAACUGCUCUAGGUUUCAUUACUUCAAUAAUUGCUAUAGGUUUCACCAAUCCAAUAACUACUAUAGGUUUCCUCAUUUCAAUAACUGCUCUAGGUUUCAUUACUUCAGUAAUUGCUAAAGCUUUCACCACACCCAUAACUGCUAUAGGUUUCACCACUCCAAUAACUGCUAUAGGUUUCACCACUCCAAUAACUGCUAUAGGUUUCACCACUCCAAUAACUACUAUAGUUUCACCACUCCAAUAACUGCUAUAGGUUUCACCACACCCAUAACUGCUAUAGGUUUCACCACUCCAAUAACUGCUAUAGGUUUCACCACUCCAAUAACUGCUAUAGGUUUCACCACUCCAAUAACUGCUAUAGGUUUCACCACUCCAAUAACUGUUAUAGGUUUCAUCAGUCCAAUAACUGCUAUAGGUUUCACCACUCCAAUAACUGCUAUAAGUUUCACCACUCCAAUAACUACUAUAGGUUUCACCACUCCAAUAACUGCUAUAGGUUUCACCACUCCAAUAACUGCUAUAGGUUUCAUCAGUUCAAUAACUGCUAUAGGUUUCAUCAGUUCAAUAACUGCUAUAGGUUUCACCACUCCAAUAACUGCUAUAGGUUUCACCACUCCAAUAACUGCUAUAGGUUUCACCACACCCAUAACUGCUAUAGGUUUCAUCACUCCCAUAACUACUAUAGGCUUCACCACUCCAAUAACUACUAUAGGUUUCACCACUCCAAUAACUGCUAUAGGUUUCAUCAGUUCAAUAACUGCUAUAGGUUUCACCACUCCAAUAACUGCUAUAGGUUUCACCACUCCAAUAACUACUAUAGGUUUCACCACUCCAAUAACUACUAUAGGUUUCACCACUCCAAUAACUACUAUAGGUUUCACCACUCCAAUAACUGCUAUAGGUUUCAUUACUUCAGUAAUUGCUAAAGCUUUCACCACACCCAUAACUGCUAUAGGUUUCACCACUCCAAUAACUACUAUAGGUUUCACCACUCCAAUAACUGCUAUAGGUUUCAUCAGUUCAAUUGUCACGUUGCUCUCAUAAUUGGUUCUAACGUUAACAUUUUCAUAACUGAACUCUCCAAUUCUGACAUUCUAGUGCUAUUGACUUUUUAGGUCAUCUGAGACGAAGUCAAUAUUAGGUCUGUAGCAUGCUCAGAUGAAGGGCUAUCAAGUUUUUCCAAAUGGUCGACCUUUACCUUCAUGCAAGGAUACAGGGGCCGUAUAUGCUAAAAUAUAUCAAAACUCAGGUGACUGUUAAGGCCCAGGGGCCUCUUGUAUUUUCAAGAUUGUAGAAUUCCAAGUGUUUGUUCAUCUUCAAUAAUACCACAUACUCUGAAUUAUAAUGGUCUACAAAAUUUUGGACUUGGUUUGUCAUGUUCAUUCUCCUGAUAUAGAUGUUCAUCCUUUUUGGGUGAUCAAGAUUAUUCACGUAAUCCACUUGUAUGCUUAAAUCUCCUGUAGAAUAAAUCUUUACUAUCAUGUACUUUGUAUGCUCUGUUUAAAUACGUAAAGUGCUUCAUUAGAUGUAUUGUUCAUAAGAUGACUUUGUUUAUACCGUAUGCCAUAACUGGGUAUUUUGUUUAUACAGUACCGCUGUCAUACCAGGUAAACUGAAUACUUUGUGUAUAUGUUCAUUACACUUUUCAGAUUAUGUGACAACUUGUUUAAGCAUUUAUUAAAGUUACUGACCACAGCACUGAGGUACUUUUACACAUUUGUACCAUGUCAAAAAGGUCACAAAAGCACACAAUAGCUUUCAUUCACCGGGUAUUACUUUGGCAUACCUUACAUUGUAAUAGACAGUGAUGUGCAUGAUUUAUAAUGUAAUAAACAGCGCUCAGCAAUA